Messenger RNA from Malurus melanocephalus (red-backed fairy wren), 4686 nucleotides. It is a transcript of the gene FGFRL1, whose product is annotated as fibroblast growth factor receptor like 1. Gene Ontology annotation, cellular component: plasma membrane. Gene Ontology annotation, molecular function: fibroblast growth factor binding; fibroblast growth factor receptor activity. NCBI's taxonomy places the organism in Eukaryota, Metazoa, Chordata, Aves, Passeriformes, Maluridae. The record is from RefSeq and is a predicted model, not a curated record.
UGUUUGCUUUGCUGGAUGCUGUACGCGGGUUGUUGUGUGUCCUGGGGGCACGGGGUGUUUAAACCGGGCAGUUUACAAGGGUCUGAGAGGACAGUAGCCUGUGCGAUACRGCGGGAUCUGGUUUUCAAAAUGGAAUUGCAGCUGGYGCUCCUUUUCGCAGGGAUAAUUGCRUUUUCGGACUCGGCGAGAGGCCCCCCGAGGAUCGCCGAUAAAGUGAUUCACCGCCAGUCCGUGAGGCUGGGCAGGACCAUCAAGCUCCUGUGCCCGGUGGAAGGCGACCCCCCGCCCCUCACCAUGUGGAUGAAGGACGGACGGACUAUCCACAGYGGCUGGACGAGGUUCCGAAUCCUCCAGCAAGGGCUGAAGAUCAAGGAGGUGGAGAGCGAGGACGCGGGCACCUACAUCUGCAAAGCCACCAACGGCUUCGGCAGCACCAACGUCAACUACACCCUCAUCGUCAUCGAUGAUGCCAGCUCAGGAAAGGACAGCCAGGUGCCUGAAGGCUCCAACGGAGAGUAUGAAGAUCAUUCUGGGAAGCAGUGGGCCCGGCCCAGGUUCACUCAGCCUGCCAAGAUGAGGAGGAGGGUGAUCGCCCGCCCCGUCGGCAGCUCCAUCCGCCUCAAGUGCGUGGCCAGCGGGAACCCCCGGCCCGACAUCACAUGGCUGAAGGACAACAAGCCCCUGACCCCCCAGGAGAUUGGGGAGAACAAGAAGAAGAAGUGGACGUUGAACCUGAAGAAYCUGAAGCCGGAGGACAGCGGGAAGUACACCUGCAGGGUGUUUAACAGAGUCGGGGAAAUCAACGCGACGUACAAAGUGGAAGUGAUCCAGAGGACAAGGUCCAAGCCCAUCCUGACAGGGACACACCCGGUCAACACGACAGUGGACUACGGUGGGACCACCUCCUUCCAGUGCAAGGUCCGCAGCGACGUCAAACCCGUCAUCCAGUGGCUGAAGAGGGUGGAGUAUGGCACYGAGAGCAAGUACAACUCCACCAUCGAUGUUGGGGGGCAGAAGUUUGUCGUGCUGCCCACGGGGGAGGUCUGGUCCCGUCCAGAUGGUUCCUACCUGAACAAACUGAUGAUCACUCGAGCCAAGGAGGAGGAUGCAGGGAUGUACAUUUGCCUCGGGGCAAACACCAUGGGCUACAGCUUCCGCAGCGCUUUUCUCACAGUCCUGCCAGAUCCCAAACCCCCGAGCGCACCUGUGCCCCCUUCCUCAGCCAGCAGCCUUCCCUGGCCCGUCAUCAUYGGCAUCCCUGCCGGGGCUGUUUUCAUCUUUGGCACCAUCCUGCUGUGGCUGUGCCAGUCCAAGAAGAAGCCGUGCUCCCCUCCGGCCGCCGCCCCSGCGCACCGCCCGCAGCCCCGCGACAGGAUCUGCGUCCCGCAGCUCCCCGACAAAGACUGCAUCUCCUCCAUCAACUACGAGGAGUACGUGGCCCAGCAGCAGCAUUUACUGUCCCAGGGGCCUGCCCUGGCCCCUGCCAUGGCCUCCAAAAUGUACCCAAAGAUUUACACGGACAUCCACACCCACACCCACUCGCACGUGGAGGGCAAGGUCCACCAGCACCAGCACAUCCAGUACCAGUGCUAAGGGUUGGCCCCGUGUACAGUGGCUCUUUUGGGCUUUUCCUCGUGGUACCUCAGCAGAGACUGCUCCGAGUCAGCUCUCACUGCCAGCAGCAGGCAAAGCAGACAGAAAAGAUUAUAUAUAUAUAUAUAAUUUUAAAUAUAUAUAUACAUAUAUAUAUAAUUGUAUAUGCGUGUGUGUAUGUGUGUAUAUAUAUAUGUGUAUAUAUCUAUAUCUAUCUAUAUAAAUAUAUAUAUAAUAGAGAAAGACAGAGAGAGAAAAGAGAUUUUUUUUUUUUUUUUAAUUAUUGCAAUCAGGAUGUAGCCAAGGAAUAAUGAAGGAACUCCAAAUCACAGCAGAGGGGCAGCUGUCUCCAGCAGCAGAGCCUUCCUGGAUAUUUUAAUYGAAGUGGCAACAAGCAAGACGGGACACGGGGAUGUGAACCACCAUCUCCUUCCUUGUGUUACUGAAAAGGAGCAGAUACAGCCAGAGGUGUGUGUGGUACUUUCCUGGAUGGGCACAGCUGUUCCUGUGCCAGCUGUGCAUCCCUUGCUUUGGUGGGAWGCCCCCAGUCCUGUCCCGCUCUGGGGAACUCAAGUUCUGACGUACUUGAGGUUUAGUGUCAAAGCACCAGGAGACGUGAGCCAUUCAUCUCUUCCAGGGAGGAAAAAUAACACAAGAGGGUCUGGAAAACACAAUUUCUGUUCACAAGGUGAAAUGCCAGGUGCUUCUCAGUCAUGGUCAGCACAAUCAGCAAACCAAGCUGGUCGGUUCAGCUUCUGCAAGGUGAAGGCAUCUUGUUUCUCUUGGGAUGUUCUGCAGAUCAACUCCAAUCCCCUGGUCCCAGGACUCAGUGCCACUGCCAGGAAAAAGGAAAGAAGGAAAGAGGAACAUUGUACAGAACACCUUUAUAUUUAUAUUUAAGAAAUAAUAAUAAUUAAUAAUAAUAAUAAUUGAACUGCUGAUGGUGAAGAAAACAAAACACACUGUCCUUCUCUGAUGGCUUACAGUGAGAAGCUGCUGGAUUUUCUGCAUCAAUGCAAAGUACAUGAAAGCAUUAGAAAAAAAUAGUAAGAAGCAAAGAGAAUGAAGUAAUCUUGUAGGAAGAAAAUGCAUUUGAGAAAUACCCACCUAGGUUGUGUGUGGUUGUCCCCUUCCCUCAGAUAUCACUUCGUAAAUGAUGAAACAUUGCAGUUCAAACAACAGUAAAAAUGGAAGAGAAAAUAAAUAAGGACCAUAUUAAAUACCUAUAUGGACUGGRAAUGAAUCCAAUUGCAAAAUAUAAAACCUUUGUAAUUCUAUAUAGAGUUUAAACAGAAGUCAUGUAUAUUUAAUUUAUUUUGUUAAACAAGAAAAGAAAAAUGUAUGAUAUUUUCCUCGAAACAGGCAUUUCUAUACGUAUUUUUGAUCAAAGAAAAUAAAGAUUUUUUUUUUCAGGUUCUGUAGGUGCCAUGCUCAGAAUACACUCGAUGUAGCUUAUGACCAGCUGUGCUUCUCCUAACCUGGAGGCCACYUGUCUCUAUGCCUUUUCUCACUAGCCAGGUGUCAUCUCCUGUCACCUCAGAUGCUGCUGGUACCAUCCUGUCCAUCAGAAAUUGGCCUUUUCCAUUGUCUAUAUUCUGGCUGUGAGGAUCUGCYGUGGCCAGAUCACUUCUCAUGGACCCCAGCCAUCUUCAGCAGCAGGGAAAGCUGUUUCACUAUGCAUUUUUGGGGGGUGUGGGGAGGAUGUUUUAUUCUUUUUUUAAGCACCAAACCUGCAGUGGUUUGUUGUGGUUUUGUCUUUUUUUUUAAGAAAAUUUUGUAAAUCAAAGCAUAAUAACUUGUGAAGCUGUAAAAGGAGCUUUGGCCUCAGGGUUCUUGGAAGGGGAAAUCAUGAAAUGUGGGUGAAACACUUAAUUUGUAACUGCAGCUGCUGGAGGAGCCAGUGGAGGGUGAGCUGGGCACAGUGAGGAGAGAACACAGGAUCUGAUCCCUUUCAGUGGGGCUUGAACCUUCCUUCUGCUGCACACCACUGAGAGGCACACAGCUCUUCAGGGGCCAGAAUUUUCUUUGGAGAAGGCAGGUUUAGCAAUGCUGCAACUGUUUUCUUUUAAUUUAAAGUUUGACGGUAAAAAAAAAAAGAAAAUUUGAUGCAUGCUAGUUGUUAAGUUUGGAAUUACUUCCUGCUCAAGCCUGUUCCAUGAAAGAGAUCCUCACCAAACCAGCUGCUCCAUUUAAAAGUGAAACACUUUAUUUAAUCUGAAACAAAGCUGUGCUUUAGGCUUUGCUUUUCCCUGAACAUUUCUGAAGGUAUUUGCUCUGUGUUGACCCGCAGUGAUUUUUUUUUCUGGUGGUUUGUUUGAAUCGCCAGCAAACCAAACAGUUCCCUGUUUGCUCAGCCGUAGCGCUGUGAGAGGGGGCCCCAAUUCAGUGAAACACRUCAGAUCCUGCUUUCUUCAAUACAUUCUGCUCCAAAAAGUCCUUUUCUUACCUUGGGAGUAGGUUAUCCAUGUAAUAACCCCUMGAGGAAGACCAUCCCUCGUGGUGCUCCUCCUGCAGAGGUUGUAAUAAAGCAGCACAUUGAAAACUAUUAUUUCUUUUUCAGCAGGAGGGUUCAGUUAAACCUUGUUAAUAUGAAUUUAUGAAAUCCUAAAAGCUAAAUUCAGAUUAAGGGUAUCUUCAUAUGCAUUCUCUCAUCCUCAGGGAGAGCUGAGAGGAGUUUAAAUGUGAGCACUGAUAUAAAUGUGUGCACUUACAUCCAUAUGAGGCAUGGAUGUAAGGCAUGGUUUGGGCAGGAGUUAUUAAUGGCUAUAGUAUGUUGAGUCAUUUAAUUAAAAAGAAUAAAUUUAAAAAACUCUGUACACUAAGGGCAUCACAUUUGUUUCAGGAAGAGAGUUUGUUUCCAUGAGAGAUACUAAGGGCUACCUCUCAUACCUUGUGCCUGUGGGAAGAUGCUCACUCCACUAUGGUGUGUCCCAGGCUCCUGCACAUUCCAGCAGCAUUAGGGACAUGGCAAAGGGCAGAAUUCCCUGUGAGCCCGUGCCCUUCUCUGCUCUCUGGGCCAGAGGAGACGCUUCUAACCCGUGCUGUGAGUGGUACUGACUCCAACUUCAGAGGUGGAAGUGAACACUGAGCUCU